Messenger RNA from Armigeres subalbatus, 1135 nucleotides. Its product is annotated as mpv17-like protein. Gene Ontology annotation, cellular component: mitochondrion; membrane; cytoplasm. NCBI's taxonomy places the organism in Eukaryota, Metazoa, Arthropoda, Insecta, Diptera, Culicidae. Bases 219 to 797 code for a protein of 192 amino acids. The record is from RefSeq and is a predicted model, not a curated record. The transcript is spliced from 5 exons. Gene Ontology annotation, biological process: cellular response to reactive oxygen species.
UAGCCUGUGACGCAUCAUCACCGUCAGUCUUAUGUCACAUUCCGCGAUACAAAGAAAAGCUUGCAAUCUUUUGGCACUUUUAGGCCAAUUUUAUAUCAUUUAAUUGCAAUAGUCACUAGAAGUGUUGCAAUUGAGAAACAGUGCAUUUAGUUCUACAAGAUUUCGACAGCAGCAUUUUCUUUAUUUUAAUUGUUGAUACAGAUAGUAAAAUAAGAAGAAUGAGUCUCUCAGUCAUAAGAAAUGCAUUUGUUAAGUAUCCUAUUGUCAAAGGAAUGGCAACAUACAGUAUUAUAUGGCCAACAGGUUGCUUUGUACAACAAACAAUAGAUGGGAAGAACUGGCAGACAUAUGACUACAGGCAGUUCCUAAACUUUGCUGUAUUCGGAACGUUCUUUGUAGCUCCCACGCUAUAUGGAUGGAUUAGAAUGUCUAGUCAUAUGUGGCCCACAAUGAAUCUAAAAUCAGGACUAACAAAAGCAAUAGUAGAGCAAUUCAGUUAUGGACCAUUUGCCGGGGCGAGCUUCUUCUUUGGAAUGAGUUUGUUGGAGCAGAAAACAGUCGAUGAAGCAGUCGGGGAAGUCAAAAAGAAAUUUCCUGACACCUAUAAAGUCGGAAUUUGCGUUUGGCCAGUGAUACAGACAAUAAACUUUACUCUCAUAGCGGAACACAACCGGGUUCCGUUCGUGAGCAUAUGCAGUUUAAUGUGGACCACGUUUCUGGCAUACAUGAAGCAGCGAUCUGCAGAGGCAAGGCAGACCUCUUCAAUAAACAUACAGCAGCAAGAAGCCAUCGCGUAAGCCAAUGAUUGUUCGUAAUCGUACCAUCGUAACAAAGCAGAUAAAAUUUUGUACAAAAACCUGUAAACCACUAGCCCGCGAACAUUUUUAAAACAUUUUAUGGUGGUUGUGAUUUCAACACAUAAAGGGGACGCACUGUAGGGUAACCAAAGAUAUUUCUGUUUAUUUGUUAAGAGGGAUUGUUAUUUACAUGAAAUGUAGUUCAAUCAGUUUUAAGCGGGUUAUGAACCAGCAAGUUUAAUAUUUAUUACUAGACAAGCAAAAAAAGAAAAUGUAUCGAAAAUGUUGAAAAUAAGACAAUAUAAGCCACGGAUGCCAAGCGUCGUAUGUGUAUUACA